Protopolystoma xenopodis is the source of this 312-nucleotide messenger RNA. NCBI's taxonomy places the organism in Eukaryota, Metazoa, Platyhelminthes, Monogenea, Polystomatidea, Polystomatidae. The record is from the annotation of a GenBank genome assembly.
AUGUGGCUUCUUGCCUUGAUGAUGUCCGUCACGGAGGCACAGACGGAGGGUCGCAGAGCGAUCGACCCCCUUUUGAUCCUCACAAAUCCACCCUUCGCGUUAACAGGCCAAAGGUCGUGUGAAAGUGUCGACGAGUCACUAACUCUUCUUUCAACCCCUCCCUCUAUCCAAUUUUCCCCACUCGGCUCACACACCUACCCACCCCCACGCAUGCAUACGGAAUCUUCUAACGUUCACUGCUCGACUCGUCGUCAGGCCGACGUGAAUGCCACUCUGGAGCCAGAGGCUGCGCUUGCGGUGACCGCCAUGUGA